Molecule: messenger RNA, 7760 nt
Organism: Aspergillus sclerotioniger CBS 115572
Lineage: Eukaryota; Fungi; Ascomycota; Eurotiomycetes; Eurotiales; Aspergillaceae
Exons: 8
Coding region: 1-7665 (2554 amino acids)
Biological process (GO): secondary metabolite biosynthetic process; fatty acid biosynthetic process
Molecular function (GO): fatty acid synthase activity; phosphopantetheine binding; oxidoreductase activity
Source: RefSeq, a predicted model, not a curated record
AUGGCACUCACUUCCACCCCUCAAUCCGAACCCCUCGCCAUCAUCGGUCUAGCAUGCAAAUAUGCCAAUGGAAUCAACUCCCCCCGGGACCUCUACGAACAGGUCAUGGCCGCUCGAUCCAUGCAUGGACCUAUGCCAGCUACUCGCAUGGACGCCUCGUUCUACUACCAUCCGUCGUCCGAGGCCACAGGCACAACCUACUCCAAGGGCGGCUAUUUCCUGCAAUCCGAUUUGAAUGCAUUUGACUCGCCGUUUUUCCAACUCUCCGAGAUUGAUGUCCUGGCUAUGGAUCCGCAGCAGAAGAUGCUUUUGGAGAAUGUCUAUCAUGCGCUGGAGAAUGCCGGAAUCCCGUUACAGGAAGCCGUUUCGUCCUCGACGUCCGUGUUCGUCGGCUGCUCGAACAAUGACCAUUUGGCCCUCGCCAAUUCUGAUCUUCUCCUGGCAUUGAAAGGCAAAGGCACCGGGACGAGUCCGUCGAUUCUGGCCAACCGGAUUAGUUGGUUCUACGAUUUUCAUGGAACGAGUCAGACUAUCGAUACGGCUUGUUCGAGUAGCUUGGUGGCCUUCCACCAGGGAUGUAUGGACGUUCGGGCGGGGAAAUCCGCGAUGUCGAUCAUCAGUGGCGUCAACUUGAUGGAACAUCCCGCCCCCACAAUGUACCUCUCCAGUCUGGGUGUCCUCUCCCCGGAUGGCCGGAGUAUGAGCUUUGACGCUAGAGCAAAUGGAUACGGGCGAGGAGAAGGCCUCGGGACUGUAAUCAUCAAGCCACUCCACGCUGCACUUCGCGAUGGGAACCGCAUUCGGGCCAUUGUCCGCAACACCGGGUCGAACCAAGACGGCCGCACCCCCGGCAUCACCGUCCCUAGCCCCACCGCACAGGAACGACUCAUCCGUGAGGUCUACAAGGCCGCCGACUUGGACCCAUCCCGUACAGGGUACGUCGAGGCCCAUGGAACCGGCACGCCGGUCGGAGACCCCCUGGAGGUACAGGCAAUUUCGGCCGCGUUGGGGGUUUCGCGAGAAUCCCCGCUUUAUGUCGGAUCCGUAAAGUCUGUUGUCGGGCAUCUGGAAGGCGGCGCCGGAAUGGCUGGGUUGAUAUCGGCGACCAUGGCGGUGGAGUCGAAGACAAUCCCUCCUGUGGCAGGGUUACAAACACUGAAUCCCCGGAUUCCCCAGCGUCCUGAUCUGAAGUUUGCGAAAGAGGCAACGCCCUGGCCGAGAGAGGACGUUCGACGGGCAUCCAUCAAUUCGUUUGGCUUUGGCGGCACGAAUGCACACGUCGUGCUUGAAGAUGUGGAAGGGUUCUUCAGCGAUCUAUUCGGCCAGCAACUGCCGGGUGCCUUGCAGCUGCCAGAAUUUACGACAAAAGCCAUGGUCCCUUCAGUUAUGAAGCCGGCUGUGAAUGGGGCUCAACCACCCCAGGCAUCAUCGGUGAACCGCCUGUUUAUCAUUUCGGCAUUUGAUGAGGCUGGCAUCCAGCGGAAUGCGGCUUCACUGGCAUCGCAUCUUGAGUCUAUGCGGGCAAUCACAGACUCAGAUGGAGAGGAAAGGCUCCUGAAUGACCUGUGCCACACAUUGAACGACAAAAGAACCCGGUUCGACUGGCGCAGCUACCACGUGGCCGAUAGCAUCGACAGCUUGCGUAGCUCACUGCAGAACACACGUCCCAUCCGUCAGUCCCCGGCCGAAAAAGUCGUCCGUUUCAUCUUCACCGGCCAGGGGGCCAAUUGGGCGGGUAUGGCUUCUGAUCUGCUGGUGUAUCCGCUGUUCCGGCGGCGAAUCCAAGAGACAUCCACCUUCAUGAAAUAUCUCGGGAGUGGCUGGGAUCUAUAUGGUAUGCUACCAUCCUCUCCGUUGAUAGAUUCAGCUAACGAGUAUACCGUAGAGCGCAUCGCCUCGGAAUCAGGCGAACUGGACGAGCCCACCUUCGCCCAGUCCUCGUGCGUCGCGGUCCAAGUCGCCCUGGUGGACCUUCUAGCCAGCUGGAACGUCACUCCACAGACGGUAGUCGGGCACUCCUCGGGGGAGAUUGCCGCGGCAUAUUGCGCUGGCCAGAUCUCCCGCCAGGCCGCCUGGAAAGUGGCCUUUUGCCGGGGCCAGGUGUGUUCUCGCCGCACCGAUGGUCAGGGGCGCAUGCUGGCCGCGGCGAUGCCCGUCACGCAACUGGAGCGACUCGUCGCACGCAUCAACAAGGGGCAGUCCACGGCUGUCAAGGUUGGCUGCUACAAUAGUCCGAAGAAUCUCACGCUCACCGGCCGAUAUGAAGAUAUUAUGCGUGCAAAGCUGGAAUUAGAUGACGUCGGCGCGCUUAACCGCUUACUACCGGUCAAAGUCGCGUAUCACUCCGACUACAUGCGAGACGCUGCGCCGGAGUAUUUGGAUCUGCUCGGCGACCUCGACUUUGGCGACAAGAUCCACACAGACGCUGGGAUUAAGAUGGUCUCCUCGGUGACAGGACGCGCAGUUACGGCCGGGGAAGCGCAGCAGCCGUCGUAUUGGGUGGACAAUCUGGUCUCCCCGGUGCGGUUCUCCGCAGCCUUGCUGGCAUCCAUGGACGAUCCCAGUGCAAUGGGCAGUCGGGAAGAUGCCCUGAUCGAGAUCGGACCGCACUCGACCCUGCGCACUGCCAUCAAGGAAACCUUCGCAGAUGUUCCCGAGUUUCAAUCAAGUCAAUACGGCAGCUUGUUGAAACGGUACGAGACUGAUGGCUCGACCAUCCUGCGCACCUUUGGUACGCUCGUCUGUUCUGGACACGAGAUCAGUCUGGCCGCCAUCAACGAUCGUCGUGCCGGAUCGAAGAAAACACCCCGACUACUAACCAGUCUUCCCGGCUACGCCUUCGAUCAUUCGCGAUCGAUGCGUGGAACAUCUCGCCGGGUCGAGCAGACCAAGUUCCCGACCUACAAACGGCACGAGCUCCUGGGGGUGCCCGUCGAAGACACCAACCCCGUCGAGCAGCGAUGGCGCAAUGUUCUAAGACCGGACGACCUCCCCUGGCUGCGAAUGAACAGGAUGAGCGGCAAAAUUCACUUCCCUGGUGUGGCGUACCUGCUCAUGGCGAUCGAGGCGGCAAUUCAACGCGCCGGUAACACAGCCAUCAGCGGAGUCAGGCUGGGAAAUGUAUCGAUGCUGGCACCUUUGCCAAUUCCGGACAGCGCGACUGGCGUGGAAAUCCAAUUCUCCAUAUACCCAAUGAAGAUGCAUGCCAAUUCCGGCACGGAUUGGUCGGCCUUCCGGAUUGUGUCGUAUGACAGUGCAGAGAAGACCUGGACCGAGCACUGCGUGGGCUCAGUUCGAGUCGAAACCGGACCGCAUGAACCACAUCCCAAGAACGCUCUUCGAGAAAAGUGUACCGAGCCGGUUGACAUCACCCAGAUGUACAGCAGCUUUACCACCGCCGGCAUGGACUUUGGAGAAUACCUGAGAAACAUCGAAGAGAUGAAGCUGUCCCCUGAUCGCCACGCCUGCACUGCCACGAUCACGGCUCCCGCCAUUCCCUGUCAGGCUCACGACCAUUAUUCGCUGCACCCAUGCACGUUUGAAAGCAUCCUGCAUGCCCUUCUGCAUCUCUGCAAAUCUUCGCAAGGCCCAAUGGUGACCACGUAUGUCGAAGACGUGUUGGUAUUAAGCCCACAGGAUACCGGCGUUCGUGGCUUUGAGGCCUCUGCCAGGACACAGCGUGCUUCGGCGACGACUUGGAGAUCAGACGUUACCAUCACAGGCAACACCGGUAGUCAGCAGAUUCAGAUUACGGGGCUCGAUCUUGUACAGUUGCCACCGAGUGAAGACGCUUCCGAUGCCGAGUCCUUCUACGUCGUCAAGUGGAAGCCCGACGUGAAGCUUCUCACAUCGGUGGACGCGCUUCGAGAUUCCGCAUCCAUGUACGUGGCGCAGCAUCUGCCAACGUUGGACGAGCACGAGGGAUUCCAGCUGGCAUCUGCGACCUUCCUGCUUGAUACCAUGGAAUAUAUAGCUCGGAGCGGGCUCCCCUCUCUGCCGCAGCAUCACGAGGCAUUUAUGAAAUGGAUGGAGAAGGAAUGCCGAUCGAUUGCUGAUGGAACAGUACCCCUGCUUGACAAGGCCCUGCUGGAGGGCAUCCGGGCCAGCCCCGAUCGUCGGCGGGACCUUCUCGCACGAGUCGCCCAGCAGAGCGCGCGAGGGGAGCUUCUCGUGCGAGUCGGGACCCAGAUGGUGCCCAUCCUGGAGCAAAAGAUCGACUGCCUAGAAGUCAUGUUCGGUCCCGACAACCUCAUGGAUCGGACAUACGAAGAGGGUCUUCCUGGGCAGAUCGCUCCGUCGGUGGCCGGAUACCUGCACUGCCUGGCGCACGCACAGACUGGAAUCAAAGUCCUUGAAGUGGGUGCCGGAACUGGAAGUGCGACCAAGGUAAUCCUCGAUAGUUUGAAGCCGACCGAGAGACAGGAUGGCGGGGGCCUGGUCUCAUCGGUCUCCACGUACCAUUUCACCGAUAUUUCGGCCGCGUUCUUCGAGAAGGCCCGCGCCCGGUUCCACGAUUGGGCCGACAUCCUCCGUCCCAAGGUGCUGAAUAUCGAGCUGGAUCCCGCUGACCAGGGGUUCGAGAUGGGAUCGUAUGACCUGGUCAUCGCAACACAUGUUCUCCAUGCCACGGCCGAUUUGAACACCUCUUUGAACCACAUCCGAGGAUUGCUGAAAGAAGGCGGAGAUCUGAUUGUGAUCGAGAACAUCCAGCCUGAUCUUAUGUGCUCCCCUCUAGCAUUCGGGCUUCUCCCAGGCUGGUGGCGCAGUGUCGAGCCCUAUCGAGAGACCAAUCCGCUCGUCACCAAGGACCAAUGGAACCAGGAGUUGCAGAAUGCCGGUCUCCAGCCCCGGCUUCUGAUAGACGACAGCGACCAGGGCCUCAACGAAAUGACCGCCUUUGUGGCUUCGCGGGUGCGAGAGCCACCUGCCACCCAGCAUGUCUGCAGCAUCAUCUACUUGUCCAGCUAUGGCGGCCAGUACGAACUCGCGUCCCAGGUCGCCCGGGGCCUUCCCUCUAGCUGUACCGCGUCUCUGGUCGACCUCGCCGACGUCUCCCAUGACCACAUCAACACCAUUGGCCUCGUUCUGGUCGGCUACCAGGGGCUCGACCUGUCGGAGCUCUCGGCCCACGAGUACGACCGAAUCAGCUUUCUCCUGACCGCAUUCCACCGACUGCUCUGGGUCACCUGCGACGCAGACGAAACCCCCAAAUCGGCCAUGGCCAGUGGGCUGGUCCGGACUGCCCGAUGGGAGCGGGACCACGACGGCGUCAAUUUCAUCCUGUUGGGGAUUUCCCAACCGGUUCGCAGUGCGUCUGCGGCGGCUUUCCAAAUGAUCCGGGUUUGCGACCACGCCUUCCUCUCCCACGAGCUCGUGCCUCGGAACGCCGAGUUGCGCCUAGAAGGCAGUGUGCUGCUCACCAAUCGACUGUUCCCGGCCACCGGCAUCAACGAGUGCAUCGCGUCGAGUUCUCGGCCCCGGUCCAAGCAGGUGGCCCUCGAGGCCGUCCAUCAUCCGGUGAAGCUGACUUCGAUCGGACCCCAUCAGCCCAAUGGGUUCCAUUUCGUCGAGGAUCAACGGGUGGACGAGCCACUCCUUCCCGACGAAGUGAAGAUCCAGAUCUGUGCCGUCGGCUUGGAUGAGUCGGAUGCCGACGACAUGACUCGCUUGAUCCCGGGCGACAGCACCGGUAGCCAGGGGGCUGGAGUGGUUGUUGAGGUCGGGCUUGCCGUCCAGGACAUCCAGGUCGGCGAUCAGGUCAUGGCUCUGCGCACCGGCCCCAGUGGUUCCGUCCAAACCUUCCUGCGCACGCAUUCCUCGGCGGUAGCCAAGGUCCCAGAGGGUAUCAGCCUGGCGGAUGCCGCGACGCUUCCAUUGCCGUUUGCGACGGCAUAUCAUGGCCUUGUAAACGUCGCCCGGCUGGGGCCACAAGAAAUCAUUCUGGUUCAUAACGCUGGCACGGCCACUGGCCAGGCGGCGGUGCAGUUCGCGUGCAUGCUCGGUGCCACGGUCUAUGCUACGGUGAGGACGGAUGCCCAGAGGCAAGCCCUUAUUGACUACGGGGUGGAGCGAAGCCACAUUCUGGACGGCGCCUCGUUCGCUCAACAGCUUGCCAACAGGGACGCAACCCGAAGUGUGGACGUCUUCUUCAACAUCACCCGCGAGAGCCUGCAGAAGAAAGACCUGGCCUGUCUCUCGCCUUUCGGCCGCCUUGUUGACCUCUAUGGCCAAGGGUCCCUCCCUGCCGGACCCGCCGGCCCUACGAACCGGACCUACGCCACGGUGAGCAUCAAAGAGUUGGUGCAGGCGAGGCCCAAAGCCUUACAUGGAACCCUGCGAACCAUUUCCCAGCUCCUGACCAGUCGCGCCAUUCGGCCCAUUAUCCCAGUCCGAGCUGGAUACUCCGAACUUCAAACGGUCUUGUCCCAGAUCCGGCAAGGGAACGCCGGUCCCUGGGCCCUUGAACCGCGAGCUAACGACUCUAUCCCUGUUGCAAUGAAGCCCCUAGGCGACUAUAAAUUCGACCCCUGUGCAUCGUACCUCCUGAUCGGCGGGUUCGGAGGCAUCGGAAGAAGUGUGGUGCGCUGGAUGCUGACCCGGGGGGCCAAGAACUUUAUCUUCUUGUCACGAUCCGGAGCGAGCAGUGUCCCCGCCAAGCAACUUUGUGCGGAUCUGCUGGAUGCUGGGUGCGGCGUGUCCGACACUGUAUGUGAUGUCACGGAUGGGAUUGCCGUUGAGGAUGCCCUCCAACGGUGUCAAAAGUCGAUGCCGCCGAUUCGGGGCUGCCUGCAAUGUUCCAUGGUUCUUGAGGACUCCAUGCUCUCGAAUAUGACCCACGCUCAGUUUCUCAACGCCAUCACCCCGAAGGUCCAAGGAACCAUCCACGUCGCCUCCGCUCUCUCGAAUGUCAAGUCCAACUUGGAUUUCUUCGUCAUGCUCUCCUCCUCGGCAGGAAUCAUUGGUAACCGCGGCCAGGCCAACUAUUCCGCUGCCAACGCAUUCUUGGAUGCCUUCGCCGCUCAGCUAGUGUCCCGCGGCUACCCGGCCACCUCGAUCAGUCUCGGCAGCGUGCUCAGCGUGGGCUGGGUGGCGGAGAACCAGGACCGGCUCCCCAUUGCACUCUCCUAUGGGGCGAUAUCCGAGGACCUCCUGCUUGCCAUCCUGGAAUACCACAUGGAUCCGAGCUGGGGCGCCGCACAGAGUCCAGGGACAUGUCACACGGUGGCCGGGGUCCGAUCAGCGCGGGACUUCCACCGCCAGUCCAUCCCCCUACCAGGUUUCAUGGCAUACCCGUUGUUUUCACCACUGCGCGCGAUCGCGGGCGCAUCCCAGACGGCCGAGGAAGUAGCCGAGGCCCCGAUUGCGCAGGGGCUACGGGGGGCGACGUCGAUGGAGGACGCGGUAGAAUUGGUGACUCGGGCGAUUGUGUACAAAUUGGCGCGGAUCAUGGCGUUGUCGGCGAAGGAAAUUGAUGCGCAACGGUCGCUGGCAUCGUACGGGGUGGAUUCGCUGGUCACGGUGGAUUUGAAGGCGUGGUUUCAGCGGGAGGUCGGGGCCACGGUCGCGUCGGCCGAUCUGCUGGGCGACUCGGCCAUUGUGCAGUUGGCCCGGCAGGCAGCGAGCGGGUCGCAGCUAGUGGCAGCAGCCAUGCGAGAGACUGAGUAAGAGAGGGGGAGACUGUGUGCAGAGAUAGCUUGAAUCGAACCAUCAAUGCGAUUGAGUGAAGGGAGAAAUGCGACGCGUAUGUACGGAGUAAGUAG